ACUGUCGCAAACAUCAGUGAAUCAGUUGGUACUAGUUGAUUAACGUUAAUUUCUCACGAUAUAACUGGAUAUUGGCCGCACAGUCUCAGAACUCUCGACGCGAUUACGUAAUUUUCCUCAAGCUCCGUGCAAGGCAGGGGCCCUCUGCCAUCUCGCAUUUCCGAGAGCUAUCCAGAGCUAUCAGUUAGUGAGCAAUGGCAAAUAGACUAUUUGUGAGUUACUUACGACCUGUUAUUCAAAUCCAAAGAUGUGGACUGAUGACAAUGGACAAAGUUGGUAAUAGGGAUGUAGUAGGCUACGGAUACAAUGGUGAACCUACUUACUUGGAUAGAAUGGAUUUCCCCUAUCCUGCGAUACGCUGGAAAGAAAACACUGCUGAUAUCAUGGCACUGAGAGAGAAGGAGAAGGGAGAUUGGAAGAAGCUAUCAAUCGAGGAGAAAAAGAUAUUGUAUCGUGCCAGUUUUCGCCAAACAUUUAGCGAGAUGGAUGCACCAACAGGAGAAUGGAAAGGCAUCGUGGGAAUGUCUUUGCUGGUAUCGAGCGCUGCCAUAUGGCUUUUUUUGUAUUUCAAGGUAUUCGCUUAUCCGCCUUUGCCUGAAACAUUUUCGCUGGAAAGACGAUUGGCGCAAUUGGAUCGCAUGAAGAAACUCGACAUGAAUCCAAUCGACGGUCUCUGCGCUCGAAAAUAAAUUAAUUAAAUUUAUCCUGCUACUAA
Molecule: messenger RNA, 715 nt
Organism: Acromyrmex echinatior (Panamanian leafcutter ant)
Lineage: Eukaryota; Metazoa; Arthropoda; Insecta; Hymenoptera; Formicidae
Product: cytochrome c oxidase subunit 4 isoform 1, mitochondrial
Biological process (GO): mitochondrial electron transport, cytochrome c to oxygen
Cellular component (GO): respiratory chain complex IV
Source: RefSeq, a predicted model, not a curated record